AUGCGUGAGAUGGCCGAUAAAUACCACACCGUGCUGGUCGUCGGUGGCGAGGGAGAAAAGUGUCGAGUGGUUGCAGAGGGAUACGGGUUCAAGGACGUGAUCACCCCCGGGGAUAUCAUCAAGACUAAAGACGACACUACACCAUUCCGCCGGUUAACCGAUGACGAGUACAAAAACUCACGGUUUCGAGACUUGAAAAACACCAGGAUCGAGGCUGUCUUUGUUUUCGCUGAUAGCCGGGAUUGGGCUGGUGACCAACAGAUUAUUCUUGACUGUCUGAUGAGUGUAAAUGGCCACUUAGGCACUCGCUCGGAAACCGGCAACGAGGGCCCCCCUGUGUUCUUCUCCCACACCGACGUCGUCUGGGCUACCUCGCACGAACACUGCCGUCUCGGGAUGGGUGCCCUCCGGGCAUCUCUCGAGGCUGUUUACAAGGCCAUCACGGGACGGGAAUUGUCGACCAUUGCGUUUGGAAAACCGCAACUAGGCACGUACCACUUCGCCAUGCGUCUGCUGCAACAGUGGCGAAAGGAUACCCACGACAUUAACAAGCCCCCGCGCACCGUUUACUUCGUCGGGGAUACACCCGAGUCGGAUGUGCGUGGUACCAACGAAUUCAACGACGUCAGCGAGGCCGAGUGGGUAUCGCUUCUUGUGAAGACGGGUGUCUUCCAGGAUGGUGCUACGCCGAAAUAUCAGCCCGGGCAUACUUGUGAGAAUGUUCUCGAGGCGGUUAAGUAUGCCGUGGAGCGGGAGCAGGCUAGGAGUAAGGGUGAGAUUGAUGAUGUGGAUUCCGGUAUUGACUCGGAGUCGGCUUGUCUUCGCAACUAA
Molecule: messenger RNA, 831 nt
Organism: Aspergillus chevalieri
Lineage: Eukaryota; Fungi; Ascomycota; Eurotiomycetes; Eurotiales; Aspergillaceae
Exons: 1
Coding region: 1-831 (276 amino acids)
Biological process (GO): glycerophospholipid biosynthetic process
Cellular component (GO): mitochondrion
Source: RefSeq, a predicted model, not a curated record